This is a messenger RNA of Eleginops maclovinus (Patagonian blennie), 2118 nucleotides long. Its product is annotated as saccharopine dehydrogenase-like oxidoreductase. The transcript has 12 exons. Lineage: Eukaryota; Metazoa; Chordata; Actinopteri; Perciformes; Eleginopidae. The record is from RefSeq and is a predicted model, not a curated record. The coding region runs from base 24 to 1349 and encodes 441 amino acids. Gene Ontology annotation, biological process: glycolipid biosynthetic process. Gene Ontology annotation, cellular component: lipid droplet; plasma membrane; mitochondrion.
CCAGACGGAGUUCACGCGUGACAAUGCGGGACCUUCUCAAAUUAAACAACGCAACAAUGGCGGCUGCUGUAACUUCUAGUAGACCGUACCAUAUUAUCAUUUUCGGCGCCACAGGGUUCACCGGACAGUUUGUUGUGGAGGAGGUUGCCCGUUGUGCUGCAGAGAGUCCCGAUGGAAGCUGUCUGAAGUGGGCUGUGGCCGGGAGAAGCAGACAGCGACUGGGUGAAGUGUUGACACAAGCCGCGGGGAGGCUGGCUAUGCCCGAGCUGAGGACAGACAUUGAAAUCAUUGUCGCUGAUGUGUCUAUAGAGGAGUCUCUGGCCAUCAUGUGCCAACAAGGCCAGGUGAUUCUCAACUGUGUGGGACCUUACAGAUUCUUUGGCGAACCAGUGGUCAAAGCUUGCGUAGAGAAUGGAGCUCACUACAUAGACAUCUGUGGGGAGCCUCAGUUCCUAGAGCGUAUGCAGCUAGAGUACCACACUAAAGCGUUGGACAAGGGAGUGUAUGUGAUCGGCAGCUGUGGCUUUGACUCCAUACCUGCGGACCUGGGUAUUCUCUACACACAGAAACAGUUCAAAGGAACAUUGACAGCUGUGGAGGGCUUCCUGAAUAUAACCAGUGGGCCCGAGGGCUCCUCUGGUCACGAUGCCACUUGGCAGUCGGCUGUGCACGGUUUCGCAGACAGCGGAUCCCUCCGCCAGCUGAGGAAGAAGUUUGGCCAAAAGCCACUGCCUGUGGUGGGAGCCAAAGUCAAAAAGAGGGGUUUAGUGUUUUUCAGCAAGGAGAUGGAGCAAUAUGCCAUCCCAUUUAUGGGUUCUGACCCCUCAGUCGUCAGGAGAACCCAGCGCCACCUUUAUGAGGAGGAUCACCAGUCACCAGUCCAGUACACUGCCUACGUCGGGGUCGGUGGCCUCUUCUCAGUGAUCAAGCUCUUCUGCGGCGGCCUUCUGUUCUGGUUCAUGGUGAAAUUCAGCCUGGGCAGGAAACUCCUCACCACGUUUCCAUCGUUCUUCUCCUUUGGCUUGUUCACCAAGUCUGGUCCAACCAUGAAGCAGAUAGAAGACACCUGUUUCAGUUUGACUUUCUUCGGGGAGGGGUACUCAGAGGGGACAGAUCCCACGCAGGGCCGGCCAAACACAAAGAUCUGCACUCAGGUUAUAGGAGCAGAGCCUGGUUAUGUCGCUACAGUUUCUGCUAUUGUGCAAGCAGCCCUAACGCUGCUGAAUGAAUUGCACUCUCUUCCCAGGAGAGGAGGGGUGUACACUCCAGGAGCUGCCUUCCACAAAACCAGUCUGAUCGAGCGCCUCCAAAAUCACAGCAUCAAGUUCUCAGUCAAAAGCUACGAGUAAAAACUGUUCAGCUCACGCCACUUACCAGUUCCAUUAUAUCAUAUUUUAACUGAUGUCCACUGGGGAUGUUGCCCCUUUUCCAACGUGUCAACUUAACCACUUUCAACCAUGUGUGUCACUGAACCCUGCAUCUACUGGCAAACAGUGAGAGUUGAUCCAAGCUGGGAACGGAGCAAUAACAUCAGGAAGAGAAUCAUUGUCUUGUUCAAAGACAAACUUCUACCAACAUUCAACUCUCACUAACAUCUCUUAAAACGGCAAACGUGUUGACUAUGCAUUCAUGAAAAUAAUCUGUAUUGAUUCAAUCAAUAAUAUUCUUAACUUUCAACACUAAUUUAAAACAGAGCAGAAACUAUAGAAAUAUGAUUAAAUAGGAUAUAUUAGGCUUUUUGGGGUUUCCCUUCUCCUGUGUACGAUAUGAUAUUACUUUAAUGAUCGGAUCAAGUCUGAAAUUGAACUUUGUGGAUGUAAAUGGUCUGCAAAGUCCAAAAUUCUCCCAUUGGACUCCUCCUGUAUCAUAACAACAUCACUAUGUAAGAGUCAUGCUUCUAUUGGCUAGCACUCCCAAGUGUUUCAAGCUUACGGUUGUGUGUCAACUGUAUUAAACACUCUGGAUAUGAUGUUUAAGGAUGAGCCUGCUGUAUUGUGAUACUGUACCAACAAUACAUGUAUCUGCUAACAAGCACUUUCUGUGUAUUCACAGCCCAAUGUGUCUCAUUCCUCUGUGACACGGCUGCAUUAUUGUCCAAUUAAAAACAUAUCAAUGAGC